Molecule: messenger RNA, 1118 nt
Organism: Chara braunii
Lineage: Eukaryota; Viridiplantae; Streptophyta; Charophyceae; Charales; Characeae
Source: the annotation of a GenBank genome assembly
GGCGAGGACUUGCAGGCGGACUGCACGGCUGUGCCAACGAAGCUGAGACAAGCACAGCCUGCAAAGGUUUACGAUCGAACAUGUCAAAUGCGACGCCUGCAGCAGCUGCCCCAUCCGUGGAGAAAGCGGUCCCGCAGGAGGGUGCACAAUCUGGACCGCUGGCUGAUAAGGGUAAAAAGAAGGCCUCCAAUAGAUGGGGGGAGAAGGAGACGACAGUGCUUCUCCGGAAUGUGUACGAGGUGAAAACAGGUAUGGGGGAGAACUCCGAAGCCAUGGGAAUCGCUCCUUUGAAGAAGUACUGGACGAUGGAUCAGGCGACACGCAAAGAGAACGGCUUGGACUUCCUCAUGAGACGGGAGUGGUAUGAUAUUUUACAUGUGCACGAAGGGGACAAGGACACCAUCAACCCCGAUAGUUUGACUGAUCCAGGAGCUGAAGACCACAACAGGGCCAACUCAGAGGACAGUGAUGUGGACGAGGGUGACGAUCCUGCGGCAGACGACGAAGCGGGUGAUGCAGGAUCGGGUGGAGGGGAUGGAGAGGGAGGCACGGGUGGCGAGGGAGGCACGGAUGGAUCGGGUGGAGCGAGGGGGUCUUACGGGGGUGGAUCGGUCGGAGGGGGGGGUUCUCCCGUUCCUGAGGAGUCUGGUGCAGCCACAUCAGCAGCCGGUGGGUCAAGAACGUCAGCCACCGUCACUGAAACGUUGGGCAAACGGAGGAGGGUUCAGCAGAAUGCAUGUGAGAUGGCUAUGCGUGUCGUGACAGGGGCUAUGCGAGAUCAUACGCCCGCGCAGACGAGAUCCAACAUCACCCAUCACCAGAUAUUGCGCGAGCAGCUUACCAUACAAGAGAGAGCGGCGACGAUGGCAUGUGAAGUCAUGCGUAAGGACAUCGCAGCCCGUUCGGGGAAUGCAGAGAACUUGGGCGAAAGAUUGGAGAAGGGGUAUUUGGUUCUUGCCGAUGCCAUUCGCAGCUUGUCAAGGAGUAGGGCAAGAUCUCCUGAGGACGAUGCGGAUGGAUGAGGUCUUUACCUCACCACAUCAAAGCACUUAGUUCAUUGGCAUCCCGUCUACACCGCACCAUUGAACUGCAAAGGAAACACGAAGACUAAACCGACU